Melanaphis sacchari is the source of this 1339-nucleotide messenger RNA. Its product is annotated as protein prune homolog 2-like. The record is from RefSeq and is a predicted model, not a curated record. Gene Ontology annotation, cellular component: cytoplasm. NCBI's taxonomy places the organism in Eukaryota, Metazoa, Arthropoda, Insecta, Hemiptera, Aphididae. Bases 249 to 1226 code for a protein of 325 amino acids. The transcript has a single exon.
ACACAUAAUGUACAUAUUUUAUAACAUUGGAAAUUAGUUAAAAAUGCUAUAAAGUGGUCGUCACUAAAGAUAAUGAUGUAUUUAUAAAUCAUUUCAUGGUACAUAUUUCAUUCAUUCAUCUAUCCCUGUUGUCAAUUGAGUUCAAUUAAAUUUUUCAGUGGAGCAAAAUAUAAAAAUAAAAUAAUAACAAUACAAAAUGGAAUUUAAUGAAGAAUGGUUUGGUUUCAGUCGUGUAAGAUACAUACACUAUGGACAAUGAAAAGGACAUUGAGAGCAGUCAAUCAAUAAAUUACAAUAUGGAGGAUAUUUCUCAACCAGAUUUGCUGUGCCAUACCUAUUCAGUUGAUUCUCAAGUGACAAGUAAAACACAUUUAAACAUAAACAAUUCAUUGUCAUUUAAUAAUGCUUCUUGUGAACAUUCUAAAAUGCAAGAAGAAGAAUGUGCUUUUUUAACAAAUAAUCUACAAAGUGUUCAUUUGACACGUGACAAUCCAUUAUCUAUUAAUUUUCCAUCACGGAGACGUCGAUUGAUACCUAUCAAUAAUAAAGCUAAUGAUUAUGAUUGUGAAUCAAGUUCUGGUAGUGAAUUCAGUGAUAAUACUGACAGAUUCUUGAAUGUGGACCUUGGAACCAAAUCGAUACCUGAAUUAACAGCUGAAGAAGAACUCAAAGAUGAACGUAACUGGAGGUCUUGUACGGUAACUGGUGUUAUUAGUAAGAUUGACAUGAAAGUAAUUGAGCCUUAUAAAUGUGUACUAUCACAUGGUGGUUACAUGACAACUGGUUCACACAAUGCUAUAAUUGUAUUUAGUGCAUGUUAUUUACCGCAUCGUGAUCGUGUAGACUACAAUUAUGUUAUGAAUAAUCUAUUUGCAUAUGUAGUUUCAACAUUGGACCAAUUAGUUACAGAAGAUUAUGUUCUGGUAUAUCUGCAAGGAGGUACUUCAAAGGAUUGUGUUCCUGGUUUCUCCUGGCUGAAACGUUGUUAUAAGAUGAUUGAUAGAAAACUAAGGAAAAAUUUGAAGUUCUUAUACUUGGUUCAUCCAACAUUUUGGUUAAAAACACUUGUAUUAAUGAUCAAACCAUUUGUAAGCUCAAAAUUUGGUAACAAGAUACAUUUCAUUAACAGUUUAGAUGAACUCUAUGACUGUGUGCCAGUUGAAAGAGCUAGUAUACCAGAUAGGGUGAAACAAUUUGAUUGUACUAAAUCAAAUUCUCACAAGUAAUAUUAAUUUCAUUAUAUAAUUAUUUAUUAAUAUUAUUACUAUUAUUUAAAAUUCUACCUUACCUAUAUACUGUCCUAAUUUUAUCAGUUUGCAUUAGUUUUUAAGUCCAGGAA